Molecule: messenger RNA, 825 nt
Organism: Haemonchus placei
Lineage: Eukaryota; Metazoa; Nematoda; Chromadorea; Rhabditida; Trichostrongylidae
Source: the annotation of a GenBank genome assembly
AUGGCACGUAUCCUAGGAGGCUUGGAGGGUAAUUGUCUCGUCUAUCUCGACGAUAUCAUCGUCUUCGAUAAGGAUUUCGAGUCGCACCUUAACUCGCUUCGCAAAGUCUUUAAGCGGUUUCGAUUAUAUAACAUUAAAGCGUCUGGUAAGAAGCUCACCGAAAUCGCGCGGUCCAAAAUCACUUUUUUGGGGCACGAAAUCUCUUGUUCGGUUUACUGCCCUGCCGAACGUAACAUCCGCGCUAUUCGGGAUCGCCCGCGCCCAAGGACAGUGAAGGACAUUAAAGGCUUUAUUGGCAUGGCAAACUUUUUCCGUAAAAUCAUCAAGGGCUUUGCAGCCAUACCUUCCCCGCUUUACGACUUGUGUAAGGGCAAGGCUAAGUUUGAAUGGACCCCUGAUCAAGAAAAGGCUUUCACCUCCAUCAAGGAGGCACUUAUUUCCCGGCCAUGCUUGGCCUUUCCGAGAGACUGUGAAUUUAUUCUUCAUACCGAUGGUAGCAAAGUUGCCGUAGGAGCAGCCUUGCUGCAACAACAGGAGGACUCGUCUAAGCUUGCAGCGGUAGGAUACUUCAGCAAAACCCUGUCGGAGUCCCAACGGAAGUGGAGCCCAACGCAUAUCGAGCUAUUCGCGAUGGUUAGCGCAUUACGCUACUUUAGGUCCACCAUAUACGGCAAUCUUACACGAAUAUACUCAGAUCAUAAGCCUCUCACCUUCUUGCUCCGCCACAAUAAAACCCAUGACAAUCUUGCACGAUGGGCGGUAGAAUUUCAGAGUUAUAACAUCAAAAUAGAGUAUCUCAAGGGGUUCGUCCAAUGUAGUAGCUGA